GGAUCGAAACGUGAUCUUUCUUAGAUUGUGUAAUGUCGAUUGUGAAUCGGGAUGCGAAACGGGAAUCGAUAUGGAUAUAUUGAGCGAUUGUGAUUGUUACAAGAGGAGAUAUCUGUAACCGUUUUCAAUCCUAACUAAAUUCGUGUAUAGAUAAAUAAUAUUGAAAACAUUGUUUUCUGGGUAAUAAAUUGUGCAAAUGAAAAUGAUUAUGACGAUAAAUCUGGAAGAUCACGACCACUAGAAAAUGAGGAAUUUUAUAAGAAUUGUUAAAUAUCUUUUUAAUAUUUCAUGCAUUAUGAAUAGCUAAAAUGAAGAAUAUCAUGAGAAAGGAGGCAGCACUAGAUGGACUCCAAUUAAAAGCUUCCCCGGUUCAUUUGAAACAAGCUAUACUAUGAUACAGCUACUAUAUAAUACACAAUGAUGAUGAAGAAGCAAAAAAUAAAACAUCCAGCAAAUAUAAAUGUAGAACAGUUGGAGAUAGAACGUCGUGCGCGAAUGUAAAAUAUUUUUCAAGUUAAUCUUUAAAUGCAAUUUAAAUGACUUUUAAUUUAAAAUAAUGCGAGCAUUUCUUUAGUGUAAUUUAAUUCUAUUCGAUGAAGAUAUAUCGAUUCCUAAAAAUGUGACGAGUGUGUUUAAUAUGAAAAGAUGAUUCUACUUGAAAACUAUUUUCUAAAUAAACAAUUCCGAAAUCGCGAAUAAUAAUAUAGAAUCGCUAGGAAUCUUUCAAUUUCAUAUAAAAAAAACGAUAAAUCGAAUACAAUUUUAAUUAAUUUUGCUAAAUUUUUCAAUCUGAAAAUAUAUUUGUGUAGUAAAACAUUUUCGAUGUGUAUCGGAAAUUAAGACACAAUCAACGAUAUUAAAUUCAUAAUAAUAUAUAAUAUGAUAUAAUAUAUAAUAAUUAUAUCAAACGCAUCAAAAAUAAUCUCUAUUUUCUCUUUAUUCAAUACAUAUUAGAUUAUCGUUUGUACGAAAAAAUUGUCCGCGUAACGUUUAAAUGAUAAUCGAGCGAAAUUCGAAUUUUUCUGUGAACUGGUCUAAAUACAUACUUACGAGCCUGCGCAAUACUCAUUGUCGAAAAAUUCGCCACGAGAGGCGCGGCGUCGCGACGCUCGCAUGUGCCGCAGAUUAUGCCGCAUUGCCACAAGCGUACGGCACCGGUCGGUCGACGAUCGUGUCGUCGAGAAAAAGGUCGAAAAAAAUCAACGUAAUGAACCGAACGCGACCAGGUUAAACGCGAAAUGUUCUCAUGAUGCGCCGUCGCGGACGUCGUCGACGAUACAAUUGAUAGAAGUAGCCUUCGGGAUCAUGAAUAUCCGACGGCUCCCUGGUUUCAUGUACCACUACAAGGUGAUCACUCUGCUCCUCUUCACGACCAUGCUUUUUGUCAUCUAUCUACUCCUUCACUGGGGUAUUAUGUGCACGAAUCUCGAGGCCUGGCGACACGUAUCCAACGUGUGCAGCACGCACAAAAAAGGAGCUGCAAUAGGAAUUCUCUGCGAUCCACUAUGUGCGGAAAGAAGGAUUCACUCGCUUGCCUGCGAAACACUACACGCGGGCAAAGAAGCAGUCUUCUCGGCUCACUGGGAGACAACUCGACUUGUGUUCAAGGCUUCAAGAACGAAAGCCCCAUCGGAGCAGUUCGAAUCGUUGUUUUGGACGGACACGAGCGGAACGAGGCACUUCCCGUCCGAGACGGACUUCAACACCAUGAUCAAAGAUCUGGUCGUUAGCAAGCUGAACGUGACGCUGUCUCAGCAUCAAUUAGAGAGGCUAGCGCGACUUCGUACGCAUCGUGUUGAAACCGAGCCCAGAAGGCGACAGCUUGAGAUGGAAAAUCUGUGGCCGCUGUUACAGGAAAACGAGUAUCUGAUGAGCAUUCUGUACGAAGACAGGGACAUUUUUCCACAGUUGAUUGGCACAUGCGGGACAUUCUACGCGGUUGAAUACGUACGACCUAUAGAAACACCCACGACAGUUCUCGCGCUCUCCGAUUCGAAACCGGAAUGGGCGAAACGAUUGAAGCUGGCCGUGAUGAUACUAGACCUGCUCGAAGAACUCGACACCAACUUUCCCGAACCGAUACAUCUGUGCGAUGUGAAGAUAAACCAUUUCGGUUUGCCCUUAGGCGGGCAGAAACUCAAGUUCCUCGAUCUGGACGCGGUAUUUCCUAAAACGAUUAUCAGCCGUAUCACUGCGGACAGCAAAAGCUGUGAAAAACACGAGGACUGUGAUUAUUUUGAUUGCAGGUCUUUCUGCUCGAAAAAGAAACGAUGCGAGUCACCGGUUGCCAACAAUAAUUUACAAAUUAUAUGCGAGAAAAUAUUUCUCGGUUGGACUCUCUCAGGGACUCUUAUAAUUCCUGGACUAUUAAUGUCAGAGCAUACCACCAGCUCACUGGCGGUUCUUUUGCGACAAUGUGCGAAUCCAGCUGGUGACAUCGAGCAUUUACCACGUGCUGCAGUACCAGACAAUCUCAAAACACGAUUAUAUAAUAUGCUACAUGAAAUGGAACAGGAAGUUGCUGCUUCCGUUUAGAAACGUUUUAAUUCAAACACUAAAAAUUUAAAAAAUAUUAAAGAUCUUGGUUUUUAUGAACAGAUAUACAUACAUAUUUUCAAAAGUAUUGAAUUAAAAUAAUAAAAGGUGUUGCAAGAAUUAAUUUAUUGUA
Messenger RNA from Apis laboriosa (Himalayan honeybee), 2668 nucleotides. RefSeq names its product divergent protein kinase domain 1C (gene aln). The transcript is spliced from 6 exons. The coding region runs from base 1114 to 2535 and encodes 473 amino acids. Lineage: Eukaryota; Metazoa; Arthropoda; Insecta; Hymenoptera; Apidae. The record is from RefSeq and is a predicted model, not a curated record.